This is a messenger RNA of Aspergillus udagawae, 606 nucleotides long. RefSeq names its product ferredoxin family 2Fe-2S iron-sulfur cluster binding protein. Gene Ontology annotation, biological process: positive regulation of oxidoreductase activity; P450-containing electron transport chain. The transcript is spliced from 3 exons. The record is from RefSeq and is a predicted model, not a curated record. Gene Ontology annotation, molecular function: 2 iron, 2 sulfur cluster binding. Gene Ontology annotation, cellular component: mitochondrion. The coding region runs from base 1 to 606 and encodes 201 amino acids. NCBI's taxonomy places the organism in Eukaryota, Fungi, Ascomycota, Eurotiomycetes, Eurotiales, Aspergillaceae.
AUGUCGUUCUGGAGGGAGGCUUGUCAGCAACUGCGUCAUGCAGUACCAAAACCUGCGAAGGGGGAUCGCAUGUGGCUGCCAUAUUCCAGGAGAUUCAUCAGCAGUUCUACACAAAUGAUGCGAGUUCAGCCGUAUGGCAGGAGAAUUGCGCAGAUUGGAGGUGGUCAGAGGACAUUCAACUCCCCGCGGCGAAGCUUCUCAGUGACUGCGGGAGUGCAGCACGGCCAUAUUACACCCCCCAAGCCUGGCGAGGAGCUUCAUGUGUCAUUCAUCGAUAAAGACGGACAGAAAUACGACUUCGAGGUAUCUGAGGGAGACAACCUGCUGGACAUUGCGCAGGCCAACGAUUUGGAAAUGGAAGGUGCUUGCGGAGGGUCUUGCGCUUGCUCGACCUGCCAUGUCAUUGUUGAGGACCCGGAGGUGUUCGACAAGAUGGAGGAGCCGUCCGAUGAUGAAAACGAUAUGCUGGACUUGGCGUUUGGAUUAACGGAGACAUCACGUCUGGGAUGUCAGGUGGUGAUGAACAAGGAUCUCGACGGACUUGUUGUCCGACUACCUUCCAUGACACGGAAUCUGCAGGCCAGCGAUUUUGCGCAGAAGAAUUGA